GGAGAGAAAAAUAUUGAUAGCUACUGGCCUGCCUUUAAGAUCAGGAAGAACUAUAAGGCGGCUGAUGGAAGAAGAGCAACGAGUGGACUUGCCUCACAAAUAACGUAAAAUGAAUGUAGAUAUUUUAAAUAGCAAGUACAAAGUUGUAAGCAAAUACUUUGUUGGUAAGACUGUUAUGGAUGAAAGUCUCUCUGAUUUCAAGGAGAAGAAAAGUUUUAAAGUAAAGAAUAAUAAAGCGCCUCCUGCCAAGCCUAAAGCCAAAAAGGUAAAACAAGUCAAAGGCCAGAAGGAUAUACGGGCUGUGUUGAAAGCCAAAAAGAAUGAGCUAAUUGCUUACUCUGAAGAUUUUGACGCUGUAUGCAAGAAAUCUGGCAUUGAUGUAGAUUCUGAACAGCUCCAGCUAGCUAUAGCUCUGUCAAAAUCACUACAAACAACAGAUUCUGUUGAUAGUUCAAGCUCAAGUUCAAAAUCUUUGACAACUCAACAAAGGACAGGACUCAUACGCACAACUUUAAAAGAGUAUGGAUUUAGAGUUCCUGAAAAGCCAACGACAAGUAGGAAAACCAAGAAACGAAGAAAACCUUACAAGUUGCUUUUGACAAGCGAAGAAGAGAAACAACAAAUAAUAUCUGAUAGGUACUCACAGCUACUUUUUGAGUUAAAUAACUUGGAAAGUACAUCUUGUGAUAAAGAUUUAGUUUUACCUAAUUUAUUUAUAUACAACAUGUCUACUAAUAUAGAAUAUGAAAAUAUUAAGGAUGAUGCUAUAUUUUAUGUUGAGAAUAUUAUUGAAGAAUCACCAAAUAGUAUGGGAUGCUUGUUGAAAAAUUGGUCUGAUAUACCCGGUAGACCGUCAAGCCCAGAUGUGAACAGAUCUGAACUAUUGUUUUCAGAAGUGGAAUGCUCUCAGGAAGAAUUAGAUAUUGUUCUUAGUGGACCUUUAAAAAAUAGCAAAGAUAUUUUUAGAAAGAAGAACAUGUUGAAAGAUAGGGGAAGGAGCCCAGUUAAAACAAAUAUUUGUAAAACAGUGAUAGAGUUUAGUCCAGAAUUUGUAAAAGAUAAUACAGGUCAUCAAUCUCCAGUGUUUAUAGCAGGAACUAGUGCCAAUGAAGUAACUAACGCUGAUGAUCAUAAAUAUUUAACAAAUGUAGGGAAUAGAGAAGAGAAACAUUUACCGAUGGCAACACAGCCAAGUAGAAGUUUAUCCCCUGACUUAUUUGAUGAUGAAGAUGACACAGUAGUUGAAAUACCAAAUGAAACAGUGACAGAAACUGAUACUGAAACUGCAAAUAAUUUUACAAAACAAGCCAGUGAAGUCAUGGACUUGACUGAAUGUAUUAAUGCCCAAAAAAAUAUGUAUAACAUUAGCAAUAUGAAAUCACUCUCUCAGAUAUCACAACAAAUAAAUGUGACCAAAAGACAAUCUAAUGAUUUCAUGGAGAUGACAGAAUGUGUAGGAAGUUCUUCCCAACAUUUAAUGGAUAAGAUUGAUGAAGAAAUAGAUUUAACAGGACCCUGUGAAAACAUUUUUACAACAGUAAAGAAUAGUACACAUGUUGGAAAUGCAGUACUUAUAGAAUGUGAUGGUGAUUCUCCUCUACUUAUAAGGAAGGAGGAUGAUAAGCAUAUAGAUUUAACUGCAGAAUGUGAAAAAAAUACAGAAACAGAAAAAAAUAUUAAAAGAUCAUGUACAAAAAAUUUACAAAUGACAAAUACAAUUAUUUUUUUAGAAGAUAGGACUGCUGAACAUAUUGAUUUAACUCAACCUAGUGUUGGUGAUAUGGAAAACAAAAAUAAUAGUGUAAAUGCUGAUAAUGUUGAACAUUUGGAUUUAACUCAGUCUUCAAACACAAGUGGUGAUUCAUUGCCCUUUGUUCAAGUUGGUGGUACACAAGCAGUACCAGAAAAAUCUCUAGAUGAUACAAUAAUAUUAAACGAAAAUGAUUAUCUAGAAACAAAAUCACCAGAAGAUAACAAGAAAUUACAUGUUAGUGAUGAUGAACAACUAAAUCAAGAACCAAACAUUGUGAGUCCAGGCCAUGCCAUUGAGAUCAUAUCACCAAAACAUAAAUCGGUAGUAACUCAUGAGGCUCAAAUAAUAAACCUUGAUGAAAGUGAAGUACCUGAAGUAAAUGAUGAUAAGGUAGAUUUAACACAAACAUCUGAUUCAAAUGAGGCUAACAAUAUUAGUCAAAAUCACAAUCAUAUAAAUAACAGUAGUCUCGGUAAAAAAGAUGAUGUGUCAGUAGACUAUGAUGAAGCUUUGGAAAACAUGAACUCUUUUCCAUAUUAUGAUAAUGAUACAAUUGUGACUGAAGAUCAUUUAGAAAAGUCUAAUGAUAAUGAAGCGUUUUCAAAUAGUAAAUUACUAGAACCCAGUAUCAAUUUAAAUUCUUCAGUGAUAAUGGCUAAUGAUAAUGAAGUGCUAUCACAUAGUAAAGUACAUGAACCCAGCAAUGAUUUAGAUUCUCCAUCUACGAAUAUAGACAAUUAUUUCGAUUUUGGUGGUAUUUCAGUAAUAGACAACCUACAUAGUUUCAAUAAUAAAUCAAGACAUACAAAUAGCUUACCAAAUGGUAGCAUGCGAGACAGUUUACCCAUGGUAGAUGUAAAAGGUUCGGGGAAACCUAAAUCUCCAUUGAAAUAUAUUAAUCCCGCUGAUCCUAUAAGUCAUAAGAGCUUAAAUGAAAAACCUAUUGAAGUUACAACACAAACUCCUAAAACCAAUGUUAACAAGCAUGUCAAUGUAGAAACACCAGAGCAAUCAGAAUAUAUCGUAAAAACUGAUAAUGUAACUCCAAUGUUAGAUUAUGCUUCAAUGUCUACUCCUGAGAGGAAUAGAGAAUUGGACAAAUAUGGACUGAAGCCAUUUAAACGGAAAAGAGCUAUACAACUUUUAACACAUCUGUACAACCAAACCCACCCAUAUGUUGAAUCAACCGAGGAAUUGCCAUCGCCAUCCAAAAAGCGAAGAACAGAAAACUUAAGCCAGCCUUCACCUUCUAAAUCUUCCAGUAGUACAUCUAUAUCACUACGAAAAGCUACAAAAUCACCAAUAAAAGCUAGUAAAUCACCAAGAAAAAGUGAAGACGGAAAUUUAAAUAAUUCAGAUAAAGAAAAUGACUUGUUCAUGGUGACAAGAGAAUUACCUGUCAUUAGAAAUAUAGAGUGUGAUGCAGAUGACUGGGUCUUCCAGAAACGAGAGAAAGCUAAGCUCCAAACAUGCCGUGUACCUUUACACAUAGCAUUCCACAACUACGUAUCGUGUCGACUUCGAUUGCAUGAAGCCAUCCUCCGCUAUGAGCCCGUCAACAUAGACGUCAUACACAAGGAACUGGCUGCCAGCGGGCACCGGUAUGACCCCAAGGAUCUUCUAAAAUUCCUGGACAAGAGGUGCAUCACAGUGAAAACGGCUGAUAAUACUAAAACCAAUAAGAGGUACUAGUGAUUUCAAUUAUUUAAAGACAAUCAUGUGUUAAUUUUAAACCAAGUUGAACUUUGCUGUGAGAUAAUAAGGUUUAUUAUUUAAUAAUACUAGUUUUGUAAAUAGAUAUUGCGUAUUUUUUGAGGAGAAUUAUGUACUCUAUUUGUAUAAUUAUAAUUAAAAACUGUAUUUUUGUGCAGAGUAUUAACUAAGGACAUUGAAAAGUGGCCAAUCAUGUCACUAUGACCAUGAAUACUAAGUGCCACUUGCACCAAUCACUAACUCGGUGUUAACCGGUUAAACCCAGAGUUACCAUGGUUACAAGUACAAUUUGACACUGGGUUAAUGGUUUAACCUAUUAACCCCGGGUUAGUGGGAUUGGUGCAAGUGGGCCUAAGAGGCCUAAAAGUAGUGCAAAAUAAUGGCGCUGUAUUGCUCUGUAGGUUAUUAACGUUAGUAGUUGAGCAAAUCUUCUAUUAUCGAGGCAUUAAAGAGCAUGUUUAGAUAUUUUUGAACACUUCAACCGCUCUGAUACAUGCAUGCAUGGCGAAUGUACUUUCAACCUGUUUUUACAAGCGUUUUAUUAUGUGUACGGGUCAAUUUUGGAAGCAAAAUUAGUCCCACUUCUAGAUUUCCGAUUGAACUGUAAAUUUGCAUGCAUAUGUAAGUCGGGUGACAAUGCAAUAUUAUGGUACCAUCAAGCUGAUCUGAUGCUGGAGACGCGAAGUGGUCCUGGGAACUCUGUGAUACAAAGCAACCUAAUUGUGUUUGGGGUUUUUAGAAUUUUCUCGAUAGGUAUUUGUGUUGUCUGUGGAAAGAAAAGCACAGUCAGCGACAAAAGCUUGUAACAAAAAUAAAUUUUUGCCAAAUGGUUAAUUUAGGUUAUUAAAACUGCGGCUAUAAAAUGUGCACUACUUUACGAGUCCUAAGUAUUCGUCUUAUUCAUAACCAAAGAGAAUUCGAAAUAGAGCUGGAUUCUCAAAGAAAACUUUGUAGCCACAGUAAAUUUACUGCCAUCUUUCGACACAUGAUUAAAAAUUUUGAACGGCAUUUGACUUUGAUCCUUAUAUUCUUUCACUGAUAUAUGUAAAAUUUAACUUGUUAAAUAACAGAAAGUGGCGCCAUCUAAUAGAUCAAUGGCCAAA
This is a messenger RNA of Cydia pomonella (codling moth), 4569 nucleotides long. RefSeq names its product structure-specific endonuclease subunit SLX4 (gene mus312). The coding region runs from base 110 to 3445 and encodes 1111 amino acids. NCBI's taxonomy places the organism in Eukaryota, Metazoa, Arthropoda, Insecta, Lepidoptera, Tortricidae. Gene Ontology annotation, molecular function: enzyme binding. Gene Ontology annotation, cellular component: nucleus; Slx1-Slx4 complex. Gene Ontology annotation, biological process: meiotic DNA double-strand break processing; interstrand cross-link repair; DNA replication. The record is from RefSeq and is a predicted model, not a curated record. The transcript is spliced from 5 exons.